Messenger RNA from Arvicola amphibius (Eurasian water vole), 1701 nucleotides. It is a transcript of the gene Fam78a, whose product is annotated as family with sequence similarity 78 member A. The transcript is spliced from 2 exons. NCBI's taxonomy places the organism in Eukaryota, Metazoa, Chordata, Mammalia, Rodentia, Cricetidae. Bases 688 to 1539 code for a protein of 283 amino acids. The record is from RefSeq and is a predicted model, not a curated record.
GGCGAAGCAGGCGGCGGCGGACACACAAGCGGAGCCCCGGGGCCCCACGCGGCGAUCGGCGGCGACAGCGACAGUAGCAAAGGAGCGCGCGAGUGGGCGCCGGAGGGGACCCGGAGAGCGCCUAGCCCUGAGCGCGCCUUUUGGAACCGCGCGUGGGUGCCGGCCACGCAGGGCGCCAGACCUCUGCGGAUUGAACGAGAGCUCACACUGCAAUUGAUUGGGCCCCGCCGGGAGGGCGCGUGUGUCCCAGGGAGCGGGUGCGGAAGGCAGAAGGGCAGGAAGUCGGCGUUCUGCAGCGAGGGUGGCGCGACCGCGCGGGGACCGAGCCUUCCUUAUUUAUGUGCCUGCCAGCGCUCGUCUGCUUCCUCCGAAGACUUCAGGGAGACUGUCCGAGCUACCAUCCCCAAGUGUGAGGACGCAGGGCUGAAUGUCAGAACAACAUGCUUAUCCAUUAAACUGCAAACUUUUCUUUUUUUAAACCCAAAGAAUAUCGGUGGCUUUUGCCCACUGUUAGAAGAGGGAGCCCAGGGCUCUUGAGAUGCAGCAGAAUCCGUAUUUAUAAUCAGGUCUGAUAGUGCUAUGCAAGCCCCCUCCACUCAGUAAGUUCUCUAUCCUAUGGAUCUCGCUUUUGAGCUUUGAGAUUAGAUUGCGCGCUCUACGCUGGGUCCUGCAACCUCCAUCCUUUCAAUGCCCUGUUAUUUUUGGGACUGCUGGCCUUUCCUGGAGAUUAGAGCGGUCCUGUGUGCCAUGGGCUGUAUUCAGAGCAUCGGAGGCAAAGCCAGAGUCUUCCGGGAAGGAAUCACGGUGAUUGAUGUGAAAGCCUCCAUCGACCCCAUCCCCACCAGCAUUGAUGAGUCCUCCAGCGUGGUACUGCGCUACCGGACACCCCAUUUCCGGGCUUCAGCCCAGGUGGUCAUGCCGCCCAUCCCCAAGAAGGAGACCUGGAUCGUUGGCUGGAUUCAGGCAUGCAGCCAUAUGGAGUUUUACAACCAGUAUGGGGAGCAGGGCAUGUCUAGCUGGGAGCUCCCUGAUCUCCAGGAGGGCAAAAUUGAAGCCAUCAGUGACUCGGAUGGAGUGAACUACCCGUGGUAUGGCAAUACCACCGAGACCUGCACAAUCGUGGGCCCCACCAAGAGAGACUCCAAGUUCAUCAUCAGCAUGAACGAUAACUUUUACCCCAGCGUCACGUGGGCCGUGCCCGUCAGCGAGAGCAACGUGGCCAAACUGACCAACAUCUACCGGGACCAGAGCUUCACCACGUGGCUGGUGGCCACCAACACCUCGACCAAUGACAUGAUCAUCCUACAGACGCUGCACUGGCGUAUGCAGCUGAGCAUCGAGGUGAAUCCCAACCGGCCCCUGGGCCAGCGCGCCCGGCUGCGGGAGCCCAUUGCCCAGGACCAGCCGAAAAUCCUGAGCAAGAAUGAGCCCAUCCCACCCAGCGCCCUGGUCAAGCCCAAUGCCAACGACGCUCAGGUCCUUAUGUGGCGGCCCAAGUACGGGCAGCCGCUGGUGGUGAUCCCACCCAAGCACCGGUAACAGCCAGGCCGCUGCGAGGUGAGACUCACGGAACAAUAUUACUACUCAGAAGGAAACCCAGAUGCCCUCUCCGGUCAUUCAGAAAAAUACAACCAUUCUACCUUCUCCAGGGGCGGAUCUCACUGUGCUAAUCCCGGCUGGCCUCCUGGCUCUCCCACCUGC